Rubroshorea leprosula is the source of this 3301-nucleotide messenger RNA. The record is from the annotation of a GenBank genome assembly. NCBI's taxonomy places the organism in Eukaryota, Viridiplantae, Streptophyta, Magnoliopsida, Malvales, Dipterocarpaceae.
AUAAGGGAGUAUGUGCAAUUUGCCGAGGAAAGAGAGAAUCCAAUAGUAGUAGAAAACAAAGGAAAAGGAAAAGCAAAGAAAAAUCCUCCAUGGCCAUGCAUUUAUACAGAUUUUAAUGGCGAAUGGCUAUUAGCUUAACCUACGCAUCCAGAGAAACUAUACUCAUACUGCAAUCACUGACCACUGCCUUAAAUGGAUCUCUGUCCUCACUGCUCCUCCUCGUAACUGCCUCUCUCCUCCUUCCCUAUGCCAUUUCCGAUUCCGAUAACCCCUUCCAAUCGGGCCUCGCACCAUCUCCGAUCCGGCCGGAUACCUUUCGAAUCAGAGCAUUCACUGUACUGGCUUCACUCAUUUUGGUGAAUGUAGCUGGUUCUGGUUGGUUGAAGAGAUGAAUCCGUUAUGCUGCAUUGCUCCGGUGUCAAUCGAUCGUGACCAGGCGAAUCCGGUGGAGCCGAAAUCAGGUACUCAGUGUCAGCUGGAGAGUUCUGUUAGGACCGUGAACAGCACCGCCAAACCGAGCUUCUCCUCUCAGGUAUCGUCGGUGAACACUGAUAAUGAUAGAUCCUCGACGUCGGUUCUGAAUCACGCUGCAUUCGAGGAGGCAAUCGGAGAACCGAGAGACUCCAAGGCGUGCUGCGUGGCCGGGAUUUUGUAUAAGUGGGUGAAUUACGGGAGAGGAUGGAGGGCGAGGUGGUUUGUGCUGGAAGACGGUGUUCUUUCGUACUAUAAGAUUCACGGACCUGACAAGAUUUUCAAGAGUCCGGCAAGGGACAAGAGCGUUAGAGUAAUCGGCGAGGAUUCCAUCCAGUACAUGAGGAAGGCCAACUGGAGUAGUCAUCGCCCUGGCAUAGCUAACCAGCAGUGCAAACCGUUCGGUGAAAUCCAUUUGAAGGUGUCUUCAAUUCGUGCAAGCAAGUCUGAUGAUAAAAGGCUUACCAUAUUCACAGGAACGAAAACUCUUCAUUUGCGUUGUCUAUCUAGAGAUGACAGAGCUGCAUGGAUUGAAGCAUUGCUGGCUACUAAAGACCUUUUCCCUAGAGUGCUAUCAAGUAAUGAUUUCCAACCUUCUGAGGAUGUUGUCAUUUCAACUGAGAAGAUCAGGUUACGAUUAUUACAGGAAGGCAUAACUGAGGCAGUCAUCAAAGAUUGUGAGUCUAUUAUGCUCAUGGAACUUUCUCAGAUGCAAAAUCAGCUAAAUGCUCUUCAACAUAAACACCUUAUGUUGUUGGAGACCCUGAGGCAAUUAGAGACUGAGAAAAUAGAUCUGGAAACUACUGUGGUAGAUGAAACAAAGGAACAUGAGUCAUGCUGUGGACAAGGAAGACGUUUUAGUGAUUUCUACUCUGUCAUGUCGGAAGGCAGUGGAACUGAUUCUUUUGCAGAUAAUGAAAGUCAAGAUGGCAUGGAUGUUGAAACAGAUGAAGAUGAUGGUAUAUUUUUUGAUACAAAUGACUUUCUGUCUGCAGAAGCUCUGAGAAGUGCUUCCUAUCGGAGUAGGGAAGCUGGAAAUGGCAGCAUAUAUGAUAAAGAUUCUUUCUUCUCUGAUCGUUUGCAUGGGAUUGAUAAAGAAAUCCAAAUUAUACAAUAUCCUUUUGUAAAAAGGAGGGAUAAUUUGCCAGAACCAAAGGAGAAAGAGAAGCCAGUUGGCUUAUGGUCAAUUAUUAAGGACAAUAUUGGCAAAGAUUUGUCUGGAGUUUGUCUCCCUGUCUAUUUUAAUGAGCCACUCUCUUCACUCCAGAAAUGCUUCGAGGAUUUGGAGUACUCAUACUUGGUUGAUCAUGCCUCAGAAUGGGGAAAGCAGGGAAAUGACUUGAUGAGAAUUCUAAAUGUCACAGCUUUUGCGGUAUCUGGCUAUGCAUCAACAGAAGGUCGACAGUGCAAACCCUUCAAUCCUCUUCUUGGGGAGACAUACGAGGCUGACUAUCCAGAUAAAGGACUUCGUUUUUUCUCUGAAAAGGUUAGUCACCACCCAAUGAUUGUUGCUUGUCAUUGUGAGGGAAGAGGAUGGAAAUUCUGGGGGGACUCCAAUCUUAAAGGCAAGUUUUGGGGACGGUCUAUUCAACUUGAUCCAGUUGGUAUCCUAACCUUGCAGUUUGAGGAUGGAGAAACGUUUCAGUGGAGCAAAGUCACUACUUCUAUAUACAAUAUUAUUCUUGGCAAAAUUUACUGCGAUCACUAUGGUACCAUGCGCAUCAGGGGCAGUGGCAAUUACUCUUGCAAGCUCAAGUUCAAGGAGCAGUCUAUUAUAGACCGAAAUCCCCAUCAGGUUCAUGGAUUUGUACAUGACAAUAAGACUGGAGAAAAGGUAGCAAUGUUGGUGGGCAAGUGGGAUGAAGCCAUGUACUAUGUGUUGGGAGAUCCAACUACAAAGCCAAAAGGAUAUGAUCCAAUGACAGAAGCUGUUUUGCUGUGGGAAAGAGACAAAUCUGUUACCAAGACAAGAUACAAUCUUACCCCAUUCGCCAUAUCUUUAAAUGAAUUGACUCCUGGCUUAUUGGAGAAGUUGCCUCCUACUGACUCAAGAUUGAGGCCAGAUCAGAGAUAUUUGGAAAAUGGGGAAUAUGAGUUGGCAAAUGCUGAGAAGCUGAGAUUAGAACAGUUACAGAGACAGGCAAGGAAGUUACAGGAGAAAGGAUGGCAGCCAAGAUGGUUCUGUGUGGAUGAGGAUGGUUGUUAUCGUUAUGUUGGUGGAUACUGGGAAGUGAGAGAAAAAGGCACUUGGGAUGGAAUACCUGACAUCUUUGGCCAGAGUAGUGAUUCAACUUCUAUUUUGGAAGAAGAGUAAACUGCCUUUUGGCUCAGCUUGCUUGGUAUAUUUUCAUAUGAUCAUUUUUAUUUCAGUCUUUCUUUUCCUAUGUCUUCAAUAUUUUCACUGGGACUCCUGAAAUUAGGUGUAGCUUAAGUUAUCAAAAGGGACUAAUUUGGGUUGCAAUUCAGAUUUUGUUCUAACAAGGUACCUGUCAUCAGAUGCACUCGUUCCACAACAUCGGUGCAUGAAAUCUCCGGCAGGCCUUCAACAUUUUCUUUGGUAAGUUUAAUUAAAGGCAAAGAGAGUACCUAUAUAUUGUAUCCUUCCCGUUCCAUAUGGCUCUCUCCUACCCCUUUGCUUUGAGAGCUGAGGUGAGGCUGAGGUGAAUACUGUUUUGAUGUGGUGUUUUCCUCCUAAUGGUAUAAUGUUUCUGGGUUUCUUUUACACCUCCAUUGUAAAUUACCAGUUUUACGAUGUCAUUGAAGAAGCGGAUGUACCGAAUUGAAUAGAUUUUAAGGCCCGGUGGUCACUUAAUAUAGCAGAUGAAUGAAA